This is a messenger RNA of Chondrus crispus (carragheen), 1047 nucleotides long. RefSeq lists its product as hypothetical. Bases 1 to 1002 code for a protein of 333 amino acids. The record is from RefSeq and is a predicted model, not a curated record. Gene Ontology annotation, molecular function: oxidoreductase activity. Lineage: Eukaryota; Rhodophyta; Florideophyceae; Gigartinales; Gigartinaceae. The transcript is spliced from 2 exons.
AUGAACUUUGCCGACUGCUUCACUGUCCUUGGCCUGUAUGAUGAGGCCGGUCCCGCACCAAUCACUCCCGGCUUCGAGGCCUGUGGCGUUGUCGAGUCGAUCGGCUCUGACGUCACCACCCAUGCGGUGGGCGACCGCGUCAUCGGUCUCAAGCGUUUCUCUUGCUACGCGACCGUCCUAAACGUCGAGGAAGAUUUUGUCAGACCGCUCAGGGAUAACUGGUCCUUUGCUGAGGGCGCCUCCUUUCUCGCGCAGGCCUUCACUGCCUGGUACGCGCUGUGCGUCCUGGGGGCUAUGCCGAUCAGCGCGAAGGAGCAGUCCAGGCAUGUUACAUCGGCGAGACGCGCCGUGUUAGUGCAUUCGGCGGCGGGGGGUGUUGGGUUGCAGCUUGUGGAGAUGGUGAGGCACAUUGGCGGCAUCGUAGUUUGUACCGUUGGCAACGAGGAGAAGGCCAAGUUGCUGAAAGAGAGGUGUGGCAUUCCGAGGGAGAGGGUUAUUGUAAGGGGGGUGGAUGAUGCGGCGGACGGCUUGGAAAAAGUCGUAAGGGAGAGGGCCCUGGCGGGGGAGGGGGGAUUAGAUGUUGUGGUGGAUUCUGUACUAGGCCGCAAUUUUGAGCCUGGAUACAACUUGUUGAAUACCGGAGGGAGAUAUAUUGUGAUGGGUGUCGCGAGUAUGAUGCCGCGUGGCGGCCUUAAUAUCUUUCGGCCAUCCGGGUGGCGGAAUUUGAUCACUUUGGCUUUGAAUUAUCUGCGUCGCCCUAGCCUUGACUUGGCCCAAUCGAUCAACGACAACAAAACUGUAUCUGGGUUUAACGUAUCCGGACUUUUCUCAGAAAUGGAAUUGGUUAAGAGAGGGUUUAAGGAAGUAGACCAGAUGGAGUUGCCGAGGCCGCUUGUCGGGCGGAAGUUCGCUUUCGAGGACGUACGGGAAGCUAUGGUCUUCUUCCAGAGUGGAAAAAGCAAAGGCAAACUUGUCCUAGAAGUCAAUGGCGGCGAAGAGUGAAGCAUUUUAAGGUAGGUAGACUUGUAAUAAAAGCUUACGCAAGAA